CAGCCCUCGUGGUUCAGGCGAACUCGGUCUCCCUCAGGCGCCAGAGGGAAAUUCUUAUGAAAACCAUGACUCCGCCCAAUAUGCGCGGGUCCGAGAUGGUCUUGCGAUAGUGCGCUCUUGUUGCGGCUUUUCUCACUCUCGCUUUUUUUUCUGGCUUCAGAGAUUCGGCUUUCCCGUCUCUCCCGCGCUUCGCUCAGAAAAAGUCUGGGAGCCGUCCCUUCGUUCUUUUCGCUCGGUCGCCCGCUGUCUCGUCUCUCUAUCGCUCUCUCUUUCUUAGGGACCUUUGCCGAAAUUCACUAUAAUCUAAUGUUUUAAGGAUUGCCGUCAAGAUGAGAACGAGAGUACCCGUCUUCGCCGGCCUGCUGUCGCUCGCGGCCAAGGGCGGCAGGGCUGAUCCCACAUGGCCCGCCGCUACCGAUCAUAUGGAGGAGAUCAUCUACCAGCUGCAGGGUUUCCAGGGCAGUCUGUUCAACGACAUCAUCACGCCUUGCAACAAUGAAGCAUUUGGCCCUGGCCGGGUAACGGCGAGCGAGUGGCUGCGCGUGGGUUUCCACGACAUGUCGACGGCCAACCGUUUCCGGGGCACUGGUGGCGUCGACGCCUCACUGCAGUUCGAGCUCACCAACGGAGAGAACUCGGGCCCGGGACAUAACACCACCCUGCAGUUCUAUGCCAACUACCUGACUAGCAGGUCCAGCAUGGCCGAUCUGAUCGCUGCCGGUGUCUAUGCCUCGGUCCGGUCUUGUGGCGGCCCUAUUAUCCCUCUGAGACUGGGGCGCCAGGAUGCGACGGGCGCCGGGGCCCUCGGUGUCCCGCAACCUCAGAAUUCAGCUUCUACCUUUCGGACGCAGUUUGACCGCAUGGGCUUCAGCCAGACCGAGAUGAUCCAGCUGGUGGCAUGCGGCCAUAGUCUCGGCUCUGUUCACAGUGCGGAGUUUCCUCAGCUCGUCCCUGCCUCGGUUGGACAGAUCCCCCUGGAUUCGUCCAACGCACAUUUCGACAACAAGGUCGUCACCGAGUAUGUCGCUGGCAACACAACCAACCCCCUGGUUGUGUCGUCUCCUUCGCUGGGACGGAACUCCGAUCUCAAAGUGUUUAACUCGGACGGCAAUGCCACCAUCAACACCAUGACGUCGGCGACUGCCUACAACGACAUCUGCCGCACCGUCCUCCAGAAGAUGAUCGAUGUCGUGCCCGCUGGUGUUACCCUUACCGACCCCAUUGCGCCGUAUGCUGUCAAGCCCGUAGACAUGCAACUCACCCUGAACACAGGAGGCACCACUUUCCUCUUGACCGGCUACAUCAGAGUCCGAACCACAGAACUGGCCGCUAGCUCCAUCACAAACGUCGUUCUGACCUGGAAGGAUCGGAAUGGUGGAAACAGCUGUGGCUCGUCCGGUAGUUGCUCCACGACUGCGACAUUGCAGGGGGUUUCCACCGGGUUUGACGACUCCUUUGCCUUCUUCCCCAUUUCGGCAACGAUUCCAGCGUCGUCUGGUAUCUCGUCAUUCACCCUCGUCCUCAACCUCAAUGACGGGUCAAGCCAGACAUACGAUAACAAUGGGAAUUCGUACCCAAUGUCCGACGCCAUUGUCCUGCAGAAGCCGCAAAGCUGCCUGCUCCAGGGCUCCGGCGCCCUGACCGCUACCGCACUGGUUCGUAACGAUAUCGUCGGCGUCCCUGUUAAUCUGGGAGUCUCGUACCUCACGCCACGCAAUACUGCCGACGGCAACCCUGUCCCAGCCCUCAACGAGGCCACCAUUCCCAUGACACAAGGUGACUGUGUGGGCGAGUACACCUUCUACAGCGCAAGCUACACCAUUCCUGGCGGCCUCAGCCACAAUGCUAGAAUCAGCGUGACUGCUGGGGAGGGUGCUAGCGCCUAUACGGACGAUUUCAACAAGGCCAGCGCUUUGUCAGGUACUUGUGCGGCGUUUUCUGGCGGGGCGACUUGCUCCAAUGUGACUACUCCGUCUAGUACGUCGUCAAUUGUCUCGUCGACAACUUCCGUGUCGGUUUCCAGCUCUACGAGUGUUUCUGCCACCAUCACAAGCACAACGGGAGUUCCCACCCCCGCGGUCAAGCCUACCGUUGGUGGAUAUACAUUUGUCAGCUGCUGGACGGAAGCCACAGGCGCCCGCGCGCUCAGUGGUGCUGCGUUCGCCUAUGAUGAGAUGACCCUCGAGUCGUGCAUGGCUAAUUGCACGGGUUUCGACUACUGGGGCACUGAGUACGGACGUGAAUGCUACUGCGGCAACAGCCUCCACUCUAGCAGCGUGGAGGCCCCCUUGGAGGAAUGCAACAUGGUCUGCGGCGGUGAUCCCACCGAGUUCUGCGGCGCCGGCAACCGCAUCGAGCUGUACUCCACGACUGCAACCCGGACGACGUCCACCACGGCGACACCGACCGCCACGCUUGCCGUUAAGCCCACCGUUGGUGAUUACAUCUUUGUCGGUUGCCAGACAGAGGGGACGGCGGGCCGGGCUCUAUCUGGGAAUUCCUACGCCGAUGACUCGAUGACCCUGGAAUCUUGCGCCACAUUCUGCAGCGGAUUCACUUACUUCGGCACUGAAUACGGUCGCGAAUGCUACUGCGGAAACAGCCUCAACACCGGAAGCGUUUCGGCCCCGGAGAGUGACUGCAAUAUGGUGUGCGCCGGUGAUCCCUUUGAGUACUGCGGCGCCGGCAACCGCUUGGAGCUCUACCGCUUGGCCAUUGUAUCCUUGUCCACCACGAGCGAACCAACGUCGGGAGCUACAACCACUUCCGCCACUCCUAGCGCGACAAGCGUCCCGACCAGGCAGCUCAGCGUGUCUCCGUACACAUUCGCCGGUUGCUGGACUGAAGGCACGGGCGUGCGUGCCCUGGGCGCGGACAGCUAUGCCUCGGCCGACAACAUGACUCUCGAGAACUGUGCGGCCUUCUGUGACGGUUACAAGUACUUUGGCGCCGAAUACGCGGGCGAGUGCUUCUGCGGCAAUACUCUGGACUCGACGUCGACUGAAGCCCCACUGGAGGACUGCUCCAUGACGUGCACGGGCAACCCCUUGCAGUACUGCGGCGGGCCAAACCGCCUUGAGCUGUACGAGGCCAACACCACGGCUCCCGACCCAACGUCGCAACCCGCCACCGUCGGCACAUGGACCUUCUACAGCUGCAUGACGGAGGCCAGCGCCGGUCGGGCGCUCGCAUCCCAGACCUUCGCGGCAGACACGCUUAGCCUGGAGGACUGCGCCGAGUUCUGCGCCGGGUACCAGUACUUUGGCGCCGAAUUCGGGCGGGAGUGCUACUGCGGCAACUCGUUCGCCGACGGGUCUGUCGAGGCGCCCUCGACCGACUGCUCCAUGCCCUGCGCCGGGGAUGGCAGCCAAUUCUGUGGCGCCGGAAACAGAUUGAGCGUCUAUGCCGCGGCCUCGGCAUGAGGCGACGGCGUACUUUUCUGUUAGUUAUUUCUUCUUUGUAUAUACGUAACUUAAAUACCUAGCAUACUUGUGGCUUUCUUUCCUCUCUUGGAGAGACACGGCCUCAUGAAGAUAAUGGAUAGUAUCUUUAAAGCCCAAAAGCAGUAAUGAGAUACCGUUAUGACUACCUAUACUGCCUAAUCUUAAGGGUCAUGGAUCAAGUAGUCCACGACCGUCAUGCGGAUUUUGCAGAGACCACCUUGUGUUUGGUGGAGGUAGAGGCUGGAUGCUCGCAAGAUGCACACUCAGUCUCAACGAUCCACGUUCCAAACGGCAGUGGGGGGGUUGUG
Molecule: messenger RNA, 3751 nt
Organism: Canariomyces notabilis
Lineage: Eukaryota; Fungi; Ascomycota; Sordariomycetes; Sordariales; Chaetomiaceae
Product: heme peroxidase
Exons: 6
Coding region: 330-3422 (1030 amino acids)
Biological process (GO): response to oxidative stress
Molecular function (GO): peroxidase activity; heme binding
Source: RefSeq, a predicted model, not a curated record